Durusdinium trenchii is the source of this 6396-nucleotide messenger RNA. The record is from the annotation of a GenBank genome assembly. Lineage: Eukaryota; Dinophyceae; Suessiales; Symbiodiniaceae.
AUGCAACUGAGUGCCUUCGACUACCUGCGUCGUGCACUGGAGGCCUUGCUCAGUGGUGCUUCACUGGCGCUAGAGGUCUGUCCAAAGCAUCCCAGGUCAGAGUUCAAUUGCAACAUGAAGUUCUCCCCGCUCACAGCGACCGUCUCCGCUGUGGACAUCGUCCAGGAUGCCGUCAAUGGCGUUUUGGUGAAGCUCAAAGCGGCCUUGCCGGCGCCCAGUGGGCAGGACGCCAGCAUGCCCUUGCGGCGUUGCCUUGCCGAGCGGGUGGAGGAUGCCGAGGAUCGCUUGCCGCAGGCCUCCUCUCUCUUAGUGGUGGCAUCAGUGCCACUGCUUUCCUUGGACUUCUGUGGGCGACUCUUCAACGUCACGGCGCGAGAGCUCCUGUCAGUGGUGCCGUAUACUGGGGACCUGCCCUUCACUUCUCCAACGGAGCUGUUUGCCGCGAGCGGAGAGCAGCGCCACGUCUACCUGGAUGUGGGCAAGGGCCUGUCCUUUGUCGGCCCCUUCGCCAGCUAUGUGUCCAGAAGCAGCAGCGACACAGUGACCUUCACAGCCGGAGACCAGGUGAUUCAGCUUCAGGCAGUUCAAGAGAUGACCUUGCGGGCGGCGAAGGCAUUGCCUCAGGAGAACCAAUGCAGCUCUGCACAAAAACUGGAGAUCUCCUUUGCUCAUCGAACGCAGGCUGGCGAGAAUCCCUGCGGUUACGCUUACUGCAGUGAAAGCUGCCCACUGGGAUGCAAGAGGCUCUAUUCGUGUGACUACGGCUUUUGUGAAAUGGCAUCCCCGGGCUUCUGGGGAGAUGGCGAGACCCACCAGGCUUGCGACCUUGUCACCGGCAACUACUACUUUUAUGCCUGGCAAUGGCCGAACAGCAGCUGUCCAUUUCUGUGUGAGGAGGCAGAUGACCGUCCUGUGGGUCGAUCGUGCCAGAGUGAAGUGGGCUACUGGUCACCGGUCUGCAAUAAUACUUGGCACGCCUGCGACCUUCCCACCGGCAUUUCAGCCUCGCAGUUUAGCUCCGUGGCCAACUUCACCACCACGGGCCGCGGCGCGGCCGACGGCUGCGAGAUCACCUUGGCCUUCGUGGCGGCCAAGCCACCGGCGCAGAGCUUUGCGGUUGCAGCGCUGGCCCCACCAUUCACAGUGGAAGCCUUUGUGAACAUGACCUUGGAUGCAAUUCCAACAGGAGAAUCCAGUGUCAGCAGCAUGGCUGUUCUGUUUGGCAGCUUUCCCUCCUGGUACUUGGCUCUCCGGCGCGUUAGUGCAGGACAAGCGCAGCUGGUCUUCUACCACAGUCGACUGACCUUGGCCUCUCACAUCAGCGCAGAGGACAGCACCAUCUCCUCCAGCUCCUUCUCCUGGGACAACGCCCGUGAGCCCUGGCGGCAUGUAGCGGUCACCGUGACGCAGAAUGUGGCCUUCCGGCACAACAUCUUCUUCUACGUGGACGGCACCUUCAUUUCCUCGGGCUAUCGCAGUGUGGCCGCCAUGGACAUUUUGGAAGCGCCCUACAUCAUCCCUGAGCAUCGGGACGUCUUCCAUGUAGGGCCGGUGAACAUGAAACGUUUCCCUGAAGUCUUGAGCUCUGGGCGACCCUACUACGACCUGGCGAUGUACACCGCCCAAUUGGACGAAGUGCGAGUGCAUCAGGAAGCGCUGGACACCCUGACCUUGGGCUUCCAAAUCACCGAGCUUCGGCGCCUGGCGGCCUGCAACACGCCCUACGAGCAGCGAGACGGCUCGGCGUGUCAUGCGCGGCCCAGGCUCACGCCGCCGAACACCACGCUGGAGCAGACGCAAUGUCGGGCUGGAUAUGAGCAGUGCCACCAAAUGCCGGGCAUUUGCAUGGAGGAGUGCACAGGCAACUUGCUGCGACAAGAAGAUUGUUCCUGCGACUGUGCUCCCAGCUACUUCCAGACCUGGCUGAUAAGUGCGGUGCAUCUCACUGGCUCGGGCGACGUGAAGAACGCCACGGUCUACGACGCAGAUCAUCACAUCCUGGGGCAGCUGGGCUACGUCACGCUGCCCCGGAGGAUCGCCUUGGCGGAAGCGGCGCAGGUUGCAGUGGUCGAGGUUUGGGGCGGCGCCUCAGCGACCAGUGUCUCUUUGGAGGUGGAGACUCCGGCUCCUGAGAGCUUGCGCCUGGCGGUGCCGGAUCUACGACUUGUCUUGCUACUCCAGGCUGACCGCCCCGCCUUGUUGCAUCACCGCUUAGCUCUCGACUACGACGACCCCACGCUCUCCUGCGCACGAUGCCCGGGGGAGGCCCCACGCUCCGUGUUGCCACGGAGUGAUACGAUGAGUUGCCGAUGUGCCUCUGGCUAUGGCGCAAACCUCUUGGGCAAGUGCGUACCUGCCGGUGGACCGUUGCAGGCACCGGUCAUCAGCCUAGCGAAUGGGACAUACCACACGGCCGGAACACGUGUACGCAUGUCCUUCCCGCCCCAGGAUGUGGAGGGGCCUUGGUUGUUGGCCAUCCGCUAUGAGUACGGAAGCCUCCCCGAUGCGCCGAAUUGCGAUACAUCACCGAAGUACGAGGAGUUGCAGGGUGAUGUGCCUGGCCUCGACAUCAUUAGGCGUCAAGAGUCAGUGAAGCUCCGCGCGGUUCUUUGUCAUCCGUUGCACCAGAUCUCCUUGGAAAGUGUGGUGGAGUUGCACGGCAAUGACCACAUGAACCCACCACGAUGUGUAGCUUCUGGGAACCUCUCCACGGAGACGACCUAUGCCUUGCAGGUUCAGGUCGAGUUGCUCGUUGAUCAGCAGCCAGAUGCCAGCAUUUUCUAUGAGCUCGAGGGGUCCAGCAGCCCAGUGACCUACACGGCGCCUUUCGUGCUCACCACGCCGGGCUUGGUGACCAUUAGUAGCUGGGCAGAGAAGCCUGGUUUCGACCCGAGUAGCCGCACCAGCUGCAGCUAUUGGAUCGAUGGAGCAGCGCGGUUAACAUUGAGGGCUACCUGGCCAGAGCCCUCGCCUUUGCUGGGCUUUAGCAGUACUGAGGGUGCCUUCUUAGUGGAACGAGACCUCGAGACCUUGGCCUUUCUGCUGGAGGUGCCGGGCGUCACCGACACUUCGUCGCUGCAGCUCCAAUACCGACUCUGGCGUGGCCUUUUGGGCGUUGGAAGCUGGCAAGCCGUGCCCUCUGGAGGUGCCAUGCACCUGAAGCUCUCAGAUCACUUGGAGGCAGCCAACACAACCACUCUGUUGCAGGUGGACUGGCGGUUAAAGGAGCCAGGAUAUGUUUGGACGAAUCCAGGCUACGUGCGGGUGCUGAUCAUCAAGACACGUACCGAGGUGCCGAGCAUCCAUGCGGAACCGCUGGUGCUGUGGCAACUGGGAGAUCACUGGUUUGAGGGUCCCAAGCGCGACGUGGCUAUGAGACAGACCCACACGGUGCAGCUUUUGCAGCCGAACCCGGCUGCACGGGUGCUCUUCUCGAUCCGCUCGGAAGUCGGACAGCCGGAGGUGGGCGAUGGGGCCUUACUGACCAUGAGCCAUGAGAACUUCACCUCCUUGACCUCUGCAGGCGCAAUGCUGGAGCACUUCCGCUCCAGCGUACCCAAUGCGGGUUUACAGCCGGAGGAGAUGCCAAAUGCAUGUGGGGGAACUGCGCUGCAGCUCUUGGCAGUGGAGGUCCCAAAGCUUUGCGAUUACCUGGGGCCCUUUGAGGUCCUGGGCGGCGCCGUGGUCACGGCCUAUGCAAUCGUGGCAGGGCAGCUUGAGAGUCCAGCGGCCACACUGCUUGUGCCCAAAGAACUUGAGCCCAGCGUAGAGGAUCUCACCUUCCGUGCCUUUCCUGAGGUGUCUGGGAACGUGCUGACCAUCACGCCACAGCUCCAGGUGUUGCCAUCAGUGUCAAGUUUUUUGAGCUUUUCGGUGGGUCAACCAGAUGCUGAGCGGCAAAGCUGUGUACUCGCAACUCCCUACAGUUACCUGUCCACUAUCAACAGCAGCAAGUUCAUCAAAGACUGCAGCUGGCUUCCUUACAAUGGCCCUCGAAAGCUCUACUUGGAAACCCUCUUGCAGGAGGCCCCAGCGGCGGCGCUGACGCUGAAUGUGACGAUCCUCACCACUGUGAGGCGUCCAGGGUAUUUGUGGUCAUUCCCUUUGGCGAGCACCGUUCUGUGGCUCCGCGAACGCACGCCCUUGCCCAAAGUGGUCCAGAUCCUGGAGCCUGGCGCGGUGAUGCCCAAAGCCAUGGUGUGGCUUCAGGAGGGCCAGGCAGCAGAGUGCUUCUUCACGUUGCACUAUGAGCCGUUGGAGCUGAGCGAUGUGCCAUCUCCAUUCUUGGUGGAGGUGCCUGCGGUGACCGCCAGCGUCGCCAGCAUCGAGGAAGCCUUUCGUCCCACGGCCUACCGCACGGCGCUCCAUGGGCCUGACAUGUGGAGUAGCGAUGUGGAGCUUUGUGCCUGGCCACACGCCUGUGAGCUGCCGAUGAAUGGCACCCUGCCAGUGCAGCUCAUCACAGUGCCUGCGGGCUAUACCAGGCUUUGCGCUUGGGCACUGUGGCAAGGAUAUCUGGAGUCAACUCCUGCUUGUGAGCUGAUGGGCGCUUCAGGAACCACUGCUGUGGCUGAGCCUUCCUUUGUGCCCAGCCAAGCUGACCUGGAGUCCUUCCAAGAUGAGACCGUGAUCCUUCCAGAAGAGGCAGGCACCGAUGUAACCUUGCGGGCGCAGCUGCUGCGGCCAAGAAGCACAAGCAGUGAUGCGAGCGGGUCCGCACUUCCAAUUGACAGCCGCCGGCUCUCCACAGCCACCUCUAUGCCGCUCUUCUUGCCGCGGACGCACCCGCUGCAGUAUCGCUAUGCGGUGGCCGCCAUGGACGUGAAGCUUUUGAUGCAGCCAGGGAUCACACAAAAUAGUCUCACCGCUACUCUGCAGUUCUCAGCCUGGACGGACUUGGGUCUGGCGGCUCCCACUCCUUUGCUCCAGCUACCCCGACGGUCCAGCUCGGAUCACGUCUUCUUCGUGGUGGACGUGCGGCUGCUCACAGGAGUGAACCGCUGGAGCGCCGAGACUCGAAGCGCCGCGCUGCUGUUGAUAGGCACGGAGUCUUCACCUUCUGUUGUCCACGUGGGCCGCAGCCUCCUGGUGGACACCGCAGCCGGAGGUGGCAAUAGCACUCUAUAUUUUAAAUGGCUUCAGGGCACCAUCACUUCAUCCUUCGGAGCUGAUUUGCUUCAAGCGCAGUCUGAGGUCACUCAUUUGUCGGAGGCCUUUCAAGUGCAUCCAGCAGCAACCCUUCAUGAUGCCAGUGACACCUCCCGAUGUUUGGUCUCGGACUCCAAUGACUUGGUCUCUCAAAAGCAGUUUUGCACCUCUCUGGGACCACUCACCUUGGAUAUUCCCACGAGCCAACGCUGGAGCCUCUGGGUCACGGCAGGCAGUGACGGCCUGGCCGCGGCGGACGCGCGCCUUGUCACGGUGGAGCGCCCCUGCGCCGCGCCGCAGGACGUGGCCUACGCCAGGACGAUCAGCUGCAUGGAGGGUUCGCUGAUUGAGAGUGGCACUGCUUGCAGCACCAUUUGUCAAGAAGGUUACUCGCCAACAGUGGCGCAACUGCAGUGCAGCCAGGGCCAGUUGAGCCCCCCGCAGUUUGCUUGUGCAGAGGACUCGUGCAGUGCCCCACCCAACGUGAAUUACUCAGCCUCCAGCGCCUGUUUGGAGGGCAACGAUGUGGCCCCAGGCGGCGUUUGUACCGCUCAGUGUGAAGCGGGCUACGCCCCCUCGGUGCAGAGCCUGGGCUGUUCAAGAGGCCGGCUGACGCCAAGCAGCUUCAGCUGCCAGGAAGCCUCCUGCCAAGCUCCUGAGGUACUUCAUGCGGCCAGUCCUGCAUGCAGCGGCUUGCCACAGAUCAAGUCCCGUGAGACCUGCACGCCUUUGUGUCAGGAUGGCUACGUUGCAUCGCAAACGCUGCUGCACUGCACUCGUGGCCAAUUAAACCCAGAGACCUUCGUGUGCGAACCAGGUGUGACAGUGGACCCGAGUAUUAUCAUCGCCAGUGUUCCUAGCACCUUGUUGGCAGGCAGCUUAGCGCUCAUGGCGGCCUAUUGCUUCCGCGGGCCAGCCAAAAUCGAAGAGAAAGAAGCCAGCGAUCCAUUGAAGGAAUGGUGGCAAUGUGUGAAAGAAGUCGAGCCGGGACUCUGUGUCUUUUGUGGCAAGGAACCCGAGGAGUUGGAAACCAGGUCGAGCGACUUCCCGACGGAAUUCCGACCCCUGACCACCGCGGAGACGGAGCGGAGACGGAACACCACAGACACAUCCUGGGGAUGUUCCCCAGAUCUCGCUAUUGAAAUACACACCGAAAGGGUUGGUCAAUCGGCUGAAAUACGAGGCUUUAAGAAGGCUUGUAAAGGCUUGGGUUUUGCACGAUUCUGUUGGAUGAUUGUGAAAGGGUAG